GGGCCCCCCUCUCUCUAACCAGAGUCUUAUCACAUCACCUCCUCCUGGAAGCUACACUGAUUGCCUUCACCUCCUUUCUUGAAAACUGGUGUCAGGGCAGAAGUUAACAGAAGCCUCGUGUAAAUGCCCUAGGGGUGUGCUGUUGGUAGGGGCACAGCCCCCUGUGAUGUGGACACCACGCUCAGAUUCAUCAGUUCGGGUUGCCUGAGGCCUUGCCGCCCCUCGGACCAUGUUUAACGGGGAGCCUGGGCCGGCCUCGGCCGCGGCCUCCAGGAAUGUGGUUCGGAGCUCCAGCAUCAGCGGUGAGAUCUGUGGCUCCCAGCAGGCUGGGGGUGGGACCGGGACCACCACAGCCAAGAAGCGGCGCAGCAGCCUUGGGGCCAAGAUGGUCGCCAUCGUGGGCCUGACUCAGUGGAGCAAGAGCGCGCUCCAGCUCCCCCAGACUGAAGGGGCCACCAAGAAGCUGCGCAGCAACAUCCGACGGAGCACAGAGACGGGCAUCGCCGUGGAAAUGCGGAGUCGGGUCACACGCCAGGGCAGCCGCGAGUCUACCGACGGGAGCACCAACAGCAACAGCUCCGAGGGCACGUUCAUUUUCCCCACCACCCGGCUCGGGGCUGAAAGCCAGUUUAGUGAUUUCCUGGAUGGGCUGGGACCAGCCCAGAUUGUGGGGCGACAGACAUUGGCAACACCACCAAUGGGGGACGUGCACAUUGCCAUCAUGGACCGGAGCGGCCAGCUGGAGGUGGAAGUGAUUGAGGCCCGGGGCCUGACCCCCAAACCAGGCUCCAAAUCCCUCCCAGCCACCUAUAUCAAGGUUUACCUGCUUGAGAAUGGAGCCUGCUUGGCCAAAAAGAAGACAAAGGUCGCCAAGAAGACCUGUGACCCCCUGUACCAGCAGGCUUUGCUCUUUGACGAGGGGCCCCAGGGCAAGGUGCUGCAGGUGAUCGUCUGGGGAGACUAUGGCCGCAUGGACCACAAAUGUUUCAUGGGCAUGGCCCAGAUCAUGCUGGACGAGCUGGACCUGAGUGCCGCGGUCGCCGGCUGGUACAAACUCUUCCCCACGUCCUCGGUGGCGGACUCUACACUUGGAUCCCUCACCAGGCGCCUGUCCCAGUCCUCCCUGGAGAGUGCCACCAGCCCCUCGUGCUCCUAAGGACCUCAGGAAGAGGCCAAGAUGUCGUGUGGGAAGGGGUACCUGAUGGCCUCCGCUCCCCUGUACAUAGUCUUCGUGUCUUUCUGGCCCCCUUGCCCUGCUGCAUGCCUGUUGGCAACUGGGCCCGUCCCAGCUGGCAACGGAGACUGUGGUGCGUGCGUGCGUGUGUGCGCGUCUGUGUCUGUGUGUGACCAUGUUAUGUCUGUUCGUCUGUCUGGGUACAGUCAGUCUUGGUGACUACAUGGGCCACAGUCCACAUCUCUCUGUGUCCUGUUUAAAACAAACCCAAAGGAGUGUUGUGUGGGCACCAAUCCCCCCGAGUCCAGGGGUGAAAGUGGGGGCCGUGGCAGCCGAUCCAUCCUGCCCGGCCCUGUGCCCUGGGGCAGAGCCCACAUGCCCCUGCCGGGGCCGCCUCUUGGCAGUCCCUGCUUAGUUUUCUGUCUUGUCCUUUGUUCCACCUUGGCUUCUCCCAGCACUGCUGCUCUUUUUUGAAGAAUGUAGCAACCACUGCAGCUGGCCACCCGAGGCCCCUCGGGGACCAGACGCCCUCCUCCCCACCCAAGCACCCUAGCAGCUCUUCACACUGAAUGCAUCUGCGGCAUGUAGCAUGCUCAUCUAGGGCCCUGGCCAGGGGCCUGGGGAGCAGAGGAUGCCUGGGAGCGGAGGGCUUGGAGAUCAUCUUCUCCCUCAGGCCAGAGCUGCCUCCUUCCUAUAGGUGAGACACUAGGAAGUCUUAGUUCCCAGGGUUGCUGGCCAGGCCCCUUAGAGGGAAGUGCUGGCACCUCCCUUAGUAUUGUCCCUCACCUCCUGUCUUCCUCCAAACCUCCUCACUUCCAACAUGCCAAAGGAGCUCUCCCAGUGGAUCCCAGGAGGUGUGGAUGUGGAGGGUCUUGACAUCCAGGAGGCUGGCCUCAGGAGGGGGAUGUUACCUGCCACAGCAGGUGGUCUCUGGAGGCGACUGUGUCCUCUCCAGGCCCUGGAGGGUGGCCCUGUCCCUCUCUGGGAUCAUCCUGGGGUGGCUUGACUUGUGGAGGAGGUGCUGAGGGUAGGGCCACGUACUGGAAUUAGGAAGGCUGGGGUUGUCCUGCUCUGUGCCCCCGUUGAGUACCCUGUCUGACCUUUGGGGAUUAACUGCAUGAGGUUGAUCAUUUGAGUCUCUCUUUGUUUGCUCAUUUCCAGACCAGGGUCCCUGUGUGGGAGCUCAGACUCACUUGGGCUCCAGCCUUCUGGCCCCAUGGACAGCCUGGCUCUGGACUCAGCUAGACUGUCACAGUCACCAGCUCUGUAUAAGCAAUACUUUCCCCUCUCUGCCUCCCCACCUCUUUGCGCUCCACAGCUGUCCUCUGGAGAGUGGCCUGUCCUGUCCUAGAUGCCUCACCUGCCUCUGCUUUCUUUCUGCCCUUGUCUGGUUGGAGCUUCCCAAAACCACUCAAAAACCCUGACUUCAUCUGACAGCUGGGCCCUGUGGGUGGGGACCAGGACCUGGACAGGCCCUGUGAGAUGUCUGCUUGGAAAUGCCCAAAUCUGUCCUCUUCCUCCUCAGGUCUAAGGCAGAAGAAGGUUAGAGGUUGCCCAGCAGGUGGAGACUGUAGCCCUUGGGUCCAUGUCUGGUGGGGAGGAAAGAGGUGGCAGGAGGGGGGUCAAGGUAUGGAGAAGACUGUCCCUCUGCCUCUUCCCCAGCCGUCAGCCCCAUGUGCUGAGAUGACUCGGACCCACAUACUCAAGGUGGAGGGGAGCUACCCAGCCGAGCAGCAGAGAGGUCUCUGCGCCUGACUGCUUGGGCUCCACUUGUAACCAAAGCCGGAUGGAUGGGCAGAGAGGUGGAUUCUGAGGGCAGGUGGAGGGGAGGCUCCCUGGAGAUAGAAUCAUCUCUACCCAAAGGGCCUCCUUUCCUGGCAGGACCCCACAUCAGGUUAAAGCCAGAGCCUAGUAACCUGUCUCCCAGGAAAGCCCCAACGGCCCUGCCCACAGACAGAAAGCAGGUAAGGGCAGUAAGAAACGAACCGAAUGGACUCCUGGCUCCUGCAGGAGCCCCCACUCUUGUCUGAUCACAGAUGAGGACUGUGUGGGCGUAGAGCGAGGGAGGAGGCAGCUGGGUCGGGUUUUCUCUUCAAGCAGAAAUUCUCUGCUGUUGUCGGGACUGGGUAAUGCAUGCAUUUCUCAUAUUUCUAAAAAUAAGGUGAAGGGCUCUGUACUCUUUGACCCUAGAGUGGGGAGAGGGAGGAAACUCGCUCACAAAAGUUUGUUUUUAUGUUUUGUCUGUGAUGUGUUCACCUUUAGAGCAGUCUCCCUCAGGAUGGUGUGGACAUACUCUACACUUUUGGAAUGGUGGGAUUCGUAGCAAUUCAUAGGAUAGUGUAGGCAUUUGCUGAUGUAGCACUGAGUGGUGAUACCCAGACCAUGCAGUCAUCCCCAGGGAGGGGAUAUCAAAAAGGGGUAUCACCCUCAUUCCUCUAGGGACCCAGGAAGACAGAGACAGUGGGGGGCUGCCCACAGAGCAAGGGCCUCUGGGUAGUUGCAGGCCACGGUGCCCUCACCUCUGGGGGAAGGUUGGUUAGAACCAUGGAAGUUCUAGCCAGAGAUGGGGCCUGACAUGUGGUGACUUGGGCUGAUCUGCCUAUAGUCCCCAGCUGCUAAAACUGCCCAAGGACUGGGCCACUCACUCUCCUCUCUCUCUAUUGGGAAGUAAUUCUCCCUAGGUUGACCUUAGGGAAUUAUCCUUUUUAACCCUUUGCACCAAAUAAGUUACUAAUCCCCACUGGAUCCUCCCUCACCCCCAUGAUGGUGAGGUCACGUGAGGCUGAUGCGUGUGUGAUGGUGAAUGGCUGGAUUUGAGGGUCUGUUUCUCAUCCUCCUGAAUCCAGGGGCUUGUCUGAGAAGCUGUUUGGGAGCUAGUGUGUCCCAGGAGAGGAGGGAGCAUGCGCGAGACUCCUGGCCUUCUCUGGGGAGGGCAGCAUCUUUGAGGAGGGGACAGUGGGGAAGGAAGGAAGCGCAGAGUGUUCCCCAAGCUGGGGAGCAGUCUCCUGUCUCUGAAGGCCUGCUCACCCCAGGUGAAACCCAGAGCUGAGUACAGGACGGGGUUCUGUGUCAUUCCCCUUCCUCUGCUCAGGCAGGAUUCGCGGAGGAUGGUGGCAGAGACGGGGGUGGCCCUGCGGCACUGCCGGGCUGUGGGCAGGAACCGUGACAGAUGAUUCAGAGCAGCUGUCUUCACGUUUCUGCUCUGUUCAGUGUGUCCUACUUCCUUCUUAGACUCCUUCCCUACAGGAAGGUCUGAGGGCCUUUGGUAUGAAUCAGCCUCCGGUAAAUGGGGGCUGAGUCUAGGUUUGACUAGGGGGAUUUGAUCCUUCAGGGAAGAACCAUCUCCAAAACGACUCCCCAUUCCGGUCUCUUCCACCUCCCAGUUCUCCCAGUGAAGGAGCGGAGGGCUUAGGAGGCGCUCUGGGGCACGCCAGCAUUCCAGGGGGGUGAGGCAGAGCCCCGGGGCUCCAGAGAGAGGGCACCUGUGUAGCCCAUCGCUGUGGGAUUGCCGGUCGUCCCAGGGGCAUGAAGCCUGCCAGGGCCAGCAUGCCUGAGCCCUUCUAUACUGCCAACCUCCAGGAGAGCAGGCCCCUUCCCAUCCACACCCCCCCCCUUAAAGACACUAGAGACCUCCAAGGGUCCAUCUUUGGAAAUGAAAUGUAGCACAAUCUUAGACUGCGUUACCAGGAGCCUUGACCCACGACCAGGGCUCUUGCUCCGCACCCUGCUGCCCAGGAGACACUGAGCUCCCAUCGCCCCCCACCCCCACCCUGGGGCUCCAGGCCUCCUGAUGCCUCCCCUUCCCUCUCUUCCUCGGCCCAGAAAGCAGCAGAGCUUCAGCAAGGCUGCUCUUCUGUUUCUCUGAUUGCUUCCUGCACUGUGCAAACUCCGUGCAAGACAUGGCUGCCUUUGCUUGGCGAUGUAGACGCGUUGCCCUCCGCCUGGGCGCUGGGAGACGGUGCACCAUUCAGGGCCAGGGUGUCCAGCAAGCAUUUCCGCGGCAUCUCCAAGAAGAAGAGGACUGCCUCCCUACCGACUCCUCCCUCAAGCUUCCUCUCCUCGGCGUUUUCUCCACUAUCCUGACCCGCAAAGAGGUUCUUUAAAAUGCUGCUUCCUGUACUGGCUUCUCUCUCACUGAACGAAGAGGGAGGAGAUGGGUGUGGAGACCCCCCUGCCUUCUCCCUCAAGUCUGCUUUUCACUCAGGUCAGAAGAGGACGGGGCAAAACCAAACACUCACAAUUGAAGACAGGGGGGUGGGUCCCGCCCAGUCAGGUGAGGUCUGAUGGCGGCUGGAUUGGCCUGGUCUGUCUGGGAAAGGGUUCUUUUGAGAGUGCCUGAGCAUCUCAGAGCAAUGUCGGUGAUGCCAAAGAGAGCAACUCGGUCUCCCCGGGCACCGACUCUGCCGGCGGGGCCUGCACCCAUGCGGCGCGGGUGUUGGCAUGCCUGAUGGUGGGACCUUGUUCUCUGACAAAGGGCUUAAUCUUUCCAUGUAGCAAAGCAACUCCUUCUCUCCCCCCACCCCCUUCCCCAACCCUGAUCUCGGGCUUUUGUGGGCCCAGCAAGGCUGUGCCUGUGAGGAAAACCCCACCAGUAAGGGAAACUGAACUCUGUCGGGGGCCUAGACUAGCUUGGGGCAAGUGCUUGUUGAAAAGUGUGUUACUGCUUGGGGAAAACAUUCCAGGGAUCUAGUUGGAAACUCCCCUGCCAAGGAGUUCACCCCAUUGUCAGGAAGGGUCCAUGGGACUGGGGCCCAGAGAGUUUGGCUAACAGAGAUGGGCCCUGGGAAUCCAUGGACAACAGAGCAUCCGCCCCGCGGGUCAAUGGCUGGACAAUUGGCUCCAGGGACGCAAGGCUGUUAUAUACAGUUUUGUCCAAAACUGUGACCUGGCGCAAGACUCCUCACUUUUCUGGGCCUCGGCUUCCUCAUCCGCAAAAUCAGAGCAUUUGCUAGUUGCUCCAUGGUUCCUUCCAGGUUUUAAAAGUCUGAUCUGGAGCUGAGGAUCAGCACCAGCCCCUGGUGCCCCACCUGGGUGCAGGUCCUCAGCCAUCCAUGCCCAGAGGCUGCUUCUGACAAGACCUCUGGGAAUCCUAACAGACUCUGCUCCCACCUCUUCGUGAUUUCUUCUCCCUCUUCUUGCAUAAUGAUGAGAAAUAAUUAAGGGUUGUCUACAAUGGACAAUUUUCACGGUGCUGAUGUGACGUCACAACCUCCGCUGCACCCCGCGCAGGUCAGUGUCCCCACCAGCAGAUGAGACCGGGUCAGUCCCCAGUUCUGCUUCUGGAAUGACAUCCGCGGGAGAGUGGACCCCUGAGGAUGUGGAAGGCAGUGGUCUCUGGUGGGAGGAGAGAGGGCACUUAACUUCCGUCCAAGUAUUUGGCUUCUUCAAACCGCUUGUCUCUCCAGAAUCUCUCACCAGACACCAUCUCCGCAGGCAGAGUGGCUGCUUCCUUAGGAAGAGUUGCCCUGAUUAUUCCAUCCACUCCUUUAGAAUGUAAAUUCACAGGAGGCAGGAACCCCUUUUUUAGAAUUUCCAAAUGCAUCCUGCAAAGAAAGAGAUAGCUGAUAGGGACUGACAAGCACACUGUUUAGAUAAGAAGCAAUUAGCCUUUUAUAUCUGUGCUCUAUACAUUUUCUAUGUGCAGCAUCUUCCCAAACUUGCUGUGGCUCCUAGGUGGCAGGUGGACGGCUGGGAGGACUGCCGGCUGUUUUGUCCAACACUCUUGCCAAUUCCCUUGAGGAGAAAAUUCUUCACAUGGCUUCUGCAUGUACAAUAUUUGGGCAGCAAAAAAAAAUAAAAGAUUAAAGUCAGUUUGAAAA
This is a messenger RNA of Suricata suricatta (meerkat), 6993 nucleotides long. RefSeq names its product regulating synaptic membrane exocytosis 3 (gene RIMS3). Gene Ontology annotation, cellular component: presynaptic membrane; cytoskeleton of presynaptic active zone. The transcript is spliced from 8 exons. Gene Ontology annotation, molecular function: transmembrane transporter binding; small GTPase binding. The coding region runs from base 230 to 1156 and encodes 308 amino acids. The record is from RefSeq and is a predicted model, not a curated record. NCBI's taxonomy places the organism in Eukaryota, Metazoa, Chordata, Mammalia, Carnivora, Herpestidae. Gene Ontology annotation, biological process: calcium ion-regulated exocytosis of neurotransmitter; positive regulation of synaptic transmission; regulation of synaptic plasticity.